Molecule: messenger RNA, 702 nt
Organism: Knipowitschia caucasica
Lineage: Eukaryota; Metazoa; Chordata; Actinopteri; Gobiiformes; Gobiidae
Source: the annotation of a GenBank genome assembly
AUGAUGUCUGUAGCCGCACGUCAUGGGUCGCUGUAUCCGUACUUGCAGGCUGUAAGGAACGGAAUCAAAAACGCAAAGGAUGCGGGCCUAGCAGGUUCAGGAAUCCGGCUUGCUCACACAGACCUCAAGAUUCCUGAUUUUACAGACUACCGUCGACCUGACGUUGUUGACCCAAAUAAGUCCUCCCAGGGCAGCAGCGAAUCUAGAAGAUCCUUCUCCUACGUACUCACAGGGGCCACCACUGUGAUUGGGCUCUAUGCUGCCAAAACUGUGGUCACACAGUUUGUAUCAUCUAUGAGUGCAUCAGCUGAUGUUUUGGCCUUGUCUCAAAUUGAAAUCAAGUUGAGUGAAAUCCCUGAAGGUAAAAACAUGACCUUCAAGUGGAGAGGGAAACCCCUGUUUGUUCGUCAUAGAACAGACAAGGAAAUUGCUGCGGAAGCUGCUGUAAAUCUUGCAGAAUUGCGUGAUCCUGAGCACGACAAAGACCGAGUGUCUAAUCCUCGGUGGGUGAUUGUUCUUGGGGUGUGCACUCACUUGGGUUGUGUGCCCAUUGCUAACGCUGGUGACUUUGGGGGAUACUAUUGUCCUUGCCAUGGCUCUCAUUACGAUGCAUCUGGAAGAAUCAGAAAAGGACCCGCUCCCCUUAACCUUGAGGUUCCUUAUUAUGAAUUCCUUGAUGAUGACACUGUAAUUGUGGGAUAA